Linum tenue is the source of this 3663-nucleotide messenger RNA. The record is from the annotation of a GenBank genome assembly. Lineage: Eukaryota; Viridiplantae; Streptophyta; Magnoliopsida; Malpighiales; Linaceae.
CGCGUAGAGGAACCCUUCCAUUAUCACCGACGCGGAAACGGGAACGAAAGAAAUUCUUCCGUGUAUGAAACGGUUUACCAAACACCCCUAGACCCCGACCUUCGAAGAAAACUGAAAAGCAAGUCGUCGUUCUCGCAAUCAGCUGGUUUUCUUCUCUCCUAUUCUGUUUUCCACCGGCUGUUGUUGCGAUCCACCGAUCGUGUCCAGCAUCUGUUUCUUCGAUUUGAUUCUCUCCGGUAAGAUUUUUCGUAGCACUCUCCUCCCGUGGAGAGACGGCUGAUCUCGCCGGAGCCAUCGUGCUCUAGGGUUUUGAUUUUGAUUGUGGUUGUGAUUGUACUCGAGAACUACUCGAUCGCAAUAGAUUCUUUUGUUCCCUCAAGCUCCUUGUGGCUUGUUUUUGUCCGUGAUAAUUCUGUUGAAUUCUGCUACUGUGGGUUCUAGUUUUUCUGCUUAUUUCCCUCUUUCUGCGUUCUGUUUGUCUGAAAGAUCUGGUUUUGAUUGUAUUGUUGGAGAAGAGUGCGAGGUAGAGAUUUAGGGAAGGAAAGAAGAAAGAACAAAAUAGAAGAGGCAAAUUGUCGAAUUGUUGAUUCUUUGUCUAGGAGGGGUUCAGGAACUUUUGAAGUUGUGCUAUAUUGAGUUUGUGUUUUUUUUUUUAUUAUUGAGAGGAAUUUUUGGUUCUGAAUAAUAUGGCGGCAGGGCAGGUACAUGUUGCGAGAAGAAGAGAUUAUAAUGGUUACUUCAAAAGUGAAACCUACCACCUUAAGAAUGGGGCAAGGGGGCACUGUGUCUCCUCUAGAAUCAGCAGUUCCUCGAGUAAAAGUGCUGGUUUUAGCUGUGGAAAGGAGAAGCUGGAUCAUAUUAGGAAUGAGAAAAAUCCCCUCGAUUCCUUGAGGCUCGAAGAUGGUGAAAUAUCGCAUCCACAAAAGAAGAGGAAGUUUUCUCCCAUUGUUUGGAAUAUAGAAGACAAUGGAGAGGUUUCACCGUCUACUCCUCAUUCCUUAAGAGGAUGUGGCGACCAAGGAAUGAGCACUGAUUGUGACAGGAAUGGCCUAGAUGUCACUGUUAUUAUUCAGGAUCAGUAUCAAGGGAAGACAGAGGAUCUUGUCCAAGGGCGGAACAUUUCAAUGUCGCGGUGGUCUUUUGACAGUGAUUGUUUAUCUGAUGAUGAAAUGCCACAGAACGAAGAUGUGCCAAGAAAAAGUUCCAGUCCAUCUUCUGGAUUGGUUGAGAUGGGAAGUGCUGGAGGUGGUGAAGAUGCUCCGAAUAAACUGGAGGAUGUAGCUAUCACUAGUGGGAAUGAUAGUUGUUGCUUGAAAGAAGUAUGUUCUGAUGAUGAGUCCGAGUUUACCGAAGAUAUUUUAGUGGCUGAUAAAAGAAGGGUGAAUAUGCUUCAAUGUUGUAGAAGUGUGUCAGAGUAUGAGAGGCUGAAUGCAAUUAAUGAGGGCACAUAUGGAAAAGUGUACAAAGCCAAAGAUAAGAAGUCGGGGGAAGUUGUGGCUGUGAAGAUGGUGAAGAUGGACCAUGGGGUAGAGGACCACGGCUUUCCGGUGUCAUCUUUAAGGGAAAUUAACCUUCUUUUUGGUUUACAACAUCCUUCAAUUGUACAAGUGAAAGAAGUUGUCAUGGAUGACCGUGAUAACGUUUAUAUGGUUAUGGAGUACAUGGAACAUGACCUGAAGGAGCUUACACAAGGCAUGAAACAGUCUUUCAGUACAAGUGAGGUUAAGUGUUUGAUGUUACAGCUGUUGGAAGGUGUGAUGUAUCUUCACGAUAAUUGGAUUAUUCAUAGGGAUUUGAAGACCUCUAACCUUCUACUGAAUAAUCAAGGUGAUUUGAAAAUAUGUGAUUUUGGGAUGUCACGCCAAUAUGGAAGCAGCCCAUCAAAGCCUUACACUUCUCUUGUGGUGACUUUAUGGUACAGGGCUCCGGAACUUCUACUUGGAGCAAAGCAAUAUUCAACUGCAGUGGACAUGUGGUCAGUGGGUUGUAUAAUGGCUGAGCUUUUGGGGAAAGAACCACUUUUCAAUGGAACAAAUGAGUUGGGGCAACUUAAGAAGAUAUUUGGAAUUCUUGGCACGCCAAAUGAGGAUAUAUGGCCUGGUUUUUCCAAGUUGUCUGCGGCAAAACCAAUAUUUACUCAGCAACCGUAUAAUUUACUUCGCAAGAAGUUUCCUGCUGCAUCCUUCACUGGAUCUCCAGUUCUUUCCGACUUGGGGUAUGACUUGUUGAGCAAGCUUCUGUCCUAUGAUCCAAACAAGAGAAUAACAGCAGAUGCUGCCAUUGAUCACCCUUGGUUCCGCGAGGUUCCGCUUCCCAAAGCCAGGGAGUUCAUGCCUACCUUCCCCCCUCAGAUUUCGAGGAAGGUUAGGGAGUUGGUCUGAUUUAUGUCAUACAGUUCCAGGAUCUCACUUAGUGUGUGGUUGUCACGAAAUGUUUAGGUCCUUCCAAGGUCGACAGUGAGCUGCUUGUUCAUAUCAGGGUAUUUUAAGAAAAGUAUAUUGUUGGAUUGUGAAACACAAAUUGAAAAGCUGUUGGCAACUGUUUUCGAAGCUACGAGUCACUGGAUGAAUCCUCUCCUACUGGUUUGGCUGACUUGUUUGGUCCAGUGCAAGAUUCUGCUGCAUUAGCUUUAACUCAUGCUAUCGAUGUCUAUACCCUUCUUCAUGAUAUACUGUCUCAUGAUGCACAAAUUAUGUUGAAGAACUACUUACAGACCGCAGCGAAGAAAAGGUGUCGUAAUCACACGAUCGAGACUGACGAAUAUGUUUCCUGCAAUUUCGAAGGCUUCCUCUUGGAAUCCAUAACUGUCUCGACCGCUUAUCUGAAGAUGAAAAAUCUGUGCUUGAACAUUAGCAAAGAAAUACAGGCAGACAUCAAAAUUCGCAAUCAGAACAUCUUCCCCAGCUCAUUGACCUGUCAAACAUCUCAGCUGCUGUUUACAGCACGGAAUUGUGUAGCAGGCUUAGAAGCUUUUUGUUGGCAGGCCUCCAAGUAGCCCGCAGCCACAUGUAAAUGAGCUUCUGAUAACAAUUGCUCUCUCUGAAAGAGACCUUGAUGUAUGGAAAAUCAGCUACAUUAUUGUGUGGGUACAAGAUAUUGAACUGAACUUGCUUGAGCUUUGCAAAGCAGAGAAGGUUCCAUGGGCUGGGGUAACAACAAAUCAAGUCACUUCUCCUUUUGCUGAAGAAAUGUAUGACAAAUGAUGAUGUCACAGCUCAUCGACAACAUAUCCAAUAUGUCUGGUGUCUUCUCCAGCCGGAUAUUCGUUGCAGCCUCUCGUGGAUUGUGGGAUAGAGUGGGACAGAUUGUACUGAAGUUUCUUGAGGGCAGAAAGGAGAACAGGGUUUGGUAAAAUGGCUCUUGCUAUGCUCUUGGGUUAACUGGAUGCAGAGGCUUCUCGGAAACUCACUGCAAGAUAAGGAUACAGAACAGAGCCGCCGCUAUCAGUAAUCGAAGCACGGUCAAUUCUCUGCAGAGAUUCUGCAAAUGCAGCAGACACUUCUACCUAUUUUUAUGUCUAGCUUUCCCCAAAUAAGACCUAGAAUGGGGGAAAUCAAUACAUGUAGCUUACUUGUAUAGUGAGGCAAUGGUUUCAUCAUUCUUUCAUGUAUAUAUUGUAAAUUGAUUUGAUCAUUGAUUCAUGUAUAUAUUGUAAAUUUUGAU